AUGAUUUCAGUGCGGUCCGCUCUUCGCAAGAGCAACGGGGCCAUUCGCCUACUCGAAGCGCAUGAUCGAUCCUCUACAAAAGCCAUUCGGGAUACCAACUGCACAGAUGGAGCGUAUUUUGAAGGAAUCUGGAUCAGUGGUCUGACUCAAACCACCUAUCUCGGAAUUCCCGACACCGAGAUCGUAUCGCCUCUCUACCGCGCAAUCUUGCAGGCGACAACCAUCAAAACCCUAUGGCCAAGCGACCGAACGAUAUGCGCAGCCUUUGAUGCUGAUAGCGGUGGACCCCUCAGCGAUAUCCCGGCAUUGGUGGCAGUUCUUGUCACUGUCGGAGUCUCCAUGGUGGUCAUUGAGGACAAAGAAUUGAAAGCACCAGGCAAAAAGGUCAAUUCUCUCUUGACGGCCAACGGAUCACAGUCUCAAGCAGACCCAGCGGAAUUUUGCAAAACGAUUCAGACAUUCAAGGAAUGCACCCAGUGUUCUGAUUUGAUGGUCACCGCCAGGAUUGAGUCUUUCAACGUACGCAUCACGAAAGAUGAUCCAGUCGAAGAAGCCGCCUCCAUCAAGGCAUCUCUCGAAGACGCACUAUCCCGCGCAGAGAUUUACACCAAGGCAGGUGCCGAUGCCAUCAUGAUUCACAGCAAAAGCGAAAGCCCCACAGAGGUCCUCGAAUUCCUGAAGCGAUUCCGUGAAAGAGAUCAAGUCACGCCCCUCGUGAUAGUUCCCACCACCUACUCAACCACUCCCCGAGAAACCCUUAUCGAUGCCGGUGCAAAUGUGAUCAUUUAUGCGAAUCAUUUGAUGAGGGUCAAAAUAAAGGCAGUCGAAGAAGUUAUGGGGUAUUCUUGUUCUUUCACCCCAGCUCUGUUUGCCGGUGACAAGGAAGCAGCGGCUUGCGCCGAAGCUGGGAACUACGGUUGCCUCAUGCGUAUUCUACUCGAGAAAGACCUCGAAGUCGAAAAAAAAUUUGAAAUGCGUAAUUUCGUUCAGCAAGCACGACAACUGAUCGAAUCCCGUAUGAACAAUGUUGCUGGGGCAUUGGUGAUGGGCACCCAGUCUGGUUGCGAGGCCGAUUUUUACAUGAUCAGCGUUGAGGAACUAUUGAAGAUCAAUUCUAUUCAGGUUUCGAUUGUGUAG
Messenger RNA from Penicillium manginii, 1137 nucleotides. RefSeq lists its product as uncharacterized. The record is from RefSeq and is a predicted model, not a curated record. The transcript has a single exon. NCBI's taxonomy places the organism in Eukaryota, Fungi, Ascomycota, Eurotiomycetes, Eurotiales, Aspergillaceae. Gene Ontology annotation, molecular function: catalytic activity. Bases 1 to 1137 code for a protein of 378 amino acids.